This is a messenger RNA of Capsella rubella, 1016 nucleotides long. Its product is annotated as F-box protein GID2. Gene Ontology annotation, biological process: regulation of gibberellic acid mediated signaling pathway. The transcript has a single exon. Lineage: Eukaryota; Viridiplantae; Streptophyta; Magnoliopsida; Brassicales; Brassicaceae. Bases 299 to 760 code for a protein of 153 amino acids. The record is from RefSeq and is a predicted model, not a curated record. Gene Ontology annotation, molecular function: protein binding. Gene Ontology annotation, cellular component: SCF ubiquitin ligase complex.
UGCAAAAAAAAUUAUAAGAUUAGAAAAUGGAUCAUCCCUUAAUUUACACAGUGAAGAAAAUCGUCUUUUAGAGUUAAAGAGUGAAGAAAAAAAAACAUUGACGAACACACCAAAAGACUCCAAAACAACACUGAGGGGUAAAAUCGUCAUUUUCAUAUUAUUUGUCGUCUUCGAAAAUACUCAAAAGAGAAGGCAUCUGAGAAACCCAAUCUCUCAUCAUCUCCAAUUCAAUACUUUUUCUUCAUCUCUCCUCUCGACUCAAUCAAACAACUCCUGAUCUUUUGUAAUCAAAUCCCACAUGAAGCGCUCUGCGACCGACUCUUCUCUUGAUGGAGAUUCUCAGAGCGAGAAAAACAAGAAGAUGAAGAGUAGAGAAGAAGAACAAGUAUCUGAAAUCGGAUUCUCGAAUUUAGAUGAGAAUCUAGUGUACGAGGUGUUGAAACACGUCGACGCAAGGACCCUGGCUAUGUCUUCUUGCGUGAGCAAGAUCUGGCACAAGACGGCUCAGGACGAGCGGCUUUGGGAGCUGAUCUGUACGCGUCACUGGGCUAACAUAGGCUGCGGCCAGAACCAGCUCAGAUUUGUGGUCUUGGCUCUUGGUGGUUUCCGUAAACUCCACUCGCGCUACCUCUGGCCACUCUCUAGUCCUAAUCCCCGUGCCAGAGUCAGUAAGGAUCAGCUCAAACUCUCCCUUUCUCUUCUCUCCAUUCAAUACUACGAGAAGAUGAGUUUCCCUAAGAGAUCUCUCCCAAAAAUCUAGUUAAUUUUACUCCUAUCUAAUUCAAGCAUGAGUUCUUAGGCCUAUGGUUUGAUCUCUUGUGUAUUUGGAGUUUGUUAGAUUGAUUAAGUGUGAUUGUGAUGCGAUGAUGAUGCUCAAAGCUGGCAAAAAUAUAUUGUUGUAUCCAUUAAUUAGCCAGUCUGUCAGCUAAUGUUUAUGUUCUGUAAUAAUUGAGGAUGAUGUUGAUGAGUUUAAAUACUUUAAUCGGAUCUGUUUAAAUAAGAUUCGAUUUUGCUUA